AUGAGUCAGAUUAACGUCGUUGCUGGGGGGGGGGGGGGGGGGGGGGGGGGGGGGGGGGGGGGGGGGGGGGGGGGGGGGGGGGGGGGGGGGGGGGGGGGGGGGGGGGGGGGGGGGGGGGGGGGGGGGGGGGGGGGGGGGGGGGGGGGGGGGGGGGGGGGGGGGGGGGGGGGGGGGGGGGGGGGGGGGGGGGGGGGGGGGGGGGGGGGGGGACGCCCUUUCGCGCGUCUCCGCAAUCCACACCGCUGGCCAGGUAAUCAACUUAUCUGCCAUGGCUACCGCGCAACUAACCGACACUGA
Dicrocoelium dendriticum is the source of this 297-nucleotide messenger RNA. The record is from the annotation of a GenBank genome assembly. NCBI's taxonomy places the organism in Eukaryota, Metazoa, Platyhelminthes, Trematoda, Plagiorchiida, Dicrocoeliidae.